AUGGUAGAUACUAACAAACGAGUGUUUUGGCAUUUUACAUUUAAAGACAUAUUAACUAUUCUAUGUUCAGCUGCUAUACCCAUAGCUCUUGCUAUUUAUACUGCAAUUGGAUCUCAACAGCAAAAACGAGAAGCGGAAAAAACACGACAGUUUGAUUUGGAACAAGCUGAAAAAUUAAGACAACAAACACUUUAUGAUGAAUUUAUAAAUAAUAUUUUUAAAUUGGAUAAUUAUGGUUAUCUGAAAGAGAAAAAAAAUCCAUGGGCAUUUGCAAAUGCAUAUUAUCGUGCUGCUCAUCUCGAAUGGGAUACUAUACAUAAAGCAUAUGUUUUACAAUUUCUGAAAGAAAAACAACUAAUUGGUAGAAAUAAUUGUACAAAUGGAUGUCGAACAACAAAUUUAGAUGAUAUAAUCCGUUUGAAUGAAUUAAGUUUUGAUAAUGUACAUCUAGCAAGUCAAACAGGUGUAUUAAACCAAUUGGAUUUAGAAUGUGUUUCUUUUGAUCAAGUAUCGAUGUCAGAUGCAGUAUUUUCAUUCGCUAGUUUAAAUGGAGUAUCAUUUGAUGGAGGCAGAUUAGAUAAUGUAAAGUUUGACGGUUCAUCUUUACUCUGUGCUAGUUUUAAUGGUGUAAAUCUGUCGGGAGCAGAUUUUGGAAACUCGAAUCUGACAGGUGCACACUUUUCAAACAGUGAUUUAUCAGGAGCUAAAAUAACAGAAGAUCAAAUAAAUCAGGCAUCUUUUGAUAAUGUAAUUAGAGGUGUAAGCCGGUAG
Messenger RNA from Adineta steineri, 771 nucleotides. Lineage: Eukaryota; Metazoa; Rotifera; Eurotatoria; Adinetida; Adinetidae. The record is from the annotation of a GenBank genome assembly.